Osmerus eperlanus (European smelt) is the source of this 934-nucleotide messenger RNA. Its product is annotated as Fc receptor-like protein 5. Gene Ontology annotation, molecular function: transmembrane signaling receptor activity. The transcript is spliced from 5 exons. Lineage: Eukaryota; Metazoa; Chordata; Actinopteri; Osmeriformes; Osmeridae. Gene Ontology annotation, biological process: cell surface receptor signaling pathway. The record is from RefSeq and is a predicted model, not a curated record. Gene Ontology annotation, cellular component: plasma membrane. The coding region runs from base 193 to 771 and encodes 192 amino acids.
ACACUUAGCUGCUCCGGACACAACCCAGGUCCAUCUCCGUCUGCUUCUCUGAUCAUCAGCCCUGACAGUGUUCAGCAUGUCAGCGGUGAAUCUCUCCAACUGAUCUGUGAGGUGCAGGGGAAGCCUACAGGUUGGAGAGUAAAGAGAAUCUCACCCAAUCCCCUGUCUCCUUUUGACUGUGGUUCUAACACAAUGUACACAUGUACCCUCAAACUGGGGAUAUAUCAAGAUGACGAUGUGUACUGGUGUGAGUCGGAAACAGGAGAGUACAGUCAUCCAGUCAACAUAUCAGUGGGGUUAGGAACGAUCCUGAAAAGUCCAGUUCAUCCUGUGCCUGAAGGAGAAUCAGUGACUCUACGUUGUAGACUUGAGGACACUCUGACAAAGCUCAGUGCUGAGUUCUAUAGAGAUGGAUCACUCAUCAGUCAUGAAAGCAGGACAGAGACGACCAUCCACAAUGUAUACAAGUCAGAUGAAGGAUGGUACAGUUGUGGAAUACGUUCUCCCAAAAGUUGGAUGGCAGUCAAACUUCCAUCUCCACCUCCAUCCCCAUCUCCACCUCCAUCCCCAUCUCCAGUUCCAUCCCCACCUCCAGCCAGCAUCUCUCUGCCCAGGCUGCUGUGUGGUUUAGUGGUGACGUCCCCCUACCUGCUGGUGACCAUCAUGCUGCUGGAGAGAUGCUGCAGGGCUCCAGCUCCUUGUGAUGAAGAGCAGACUGGGAUCCGGGAUGGAGCCACCAGGGACCAAGUGGUCUGCAUGGAGCCGGACUAGCAUGAGAGGACGUGUUCCGCUUUACUAAAAGAUCACUUCCUGCCUACAUGUCUUUAAUCCUGGUGUAGUAAACUGUGUGUUGGGUGCUGUUCUGCUAGAGUAAAUACACAUGCGUUUGAAUGCUGUUGCUUGGUUUUUCCCUUCUCUGUUCGUGAAUGUUGCA